This is a messenger RNA of Symbiodinium necroappetens, 3540 nucleotides long. Lineage: Eukaryota; Dinophyceae; Suessiales; Symbiodiniaceae. The record is from the annotation of a GenBank genome assembly.
GCGCACUCACCACCCUGAACACAGCCCGAACCGAGGCAUCGGCAUACGCCACCGAAUGCCAGGCCUUGCUCUCUGCAGGCAUUUUGAGCCUCCUUGUCUGCAACGGCCUAACACUGCACUAUCUGUCCGACUGUCAGUCCGCUCUCGCCGCCAUUGAUGGCUCAGCGCAAUAUGCGGCAGACGGUACCGCGUCGGCAGCCAGCAAUACACACCUUCUGCGCCGUGAACUCAAUCCCCAAUGCAGUACAUACGGAUACGUACCAGGCCAUGCUGGUGUGCUUCCCAACGAAGUUGUGGACACGCUUUCCAAGAUUGGUGCUGCCGGCAAGGAAGUCUCAUGUGGCUUAAUUGCCAGCCACAACCUAACGCUGCGUUGGUUUGCCAACGGUGCUUCCCUUCUACCGUGGGUUGCUGUUGCCUUGCGUAGCCUUUUCGGCGAUGUCAGCCUUCCGAGUGUGGGGGCAUCUGAUCUCGGGCACAAUCGAUGCCACGGAGGUUUGAGUGAGCUAGACCUCCUUGCCCCCUUUGUGCCUGCAAGAGCAGCCAAGCAAACGGCCGACAGCCGUACGACCGUCUCUGUCUCCGCCGAUUUACACUUGCGAGUCGCCACCUUCAAUACGUUGUCCCUUUUGGGCGACCCCGCAGAGCGCGAACCGGCAGGGCUCACAGGCGGGCCCGCAAGAGCCGCCAUCCUAGCAGCUGCGUUGGCGGAAAACGACAUCCACAUCGCAUGCCUGCAAGAAACCCGCUCCGAUCGUGGGCAAUCGAGAGUGGGAGACUAUGUUCGCUAUGCUGCAGGAGCGGUCAAGGGCCAAUGGGGUACGGAGGUGUGGAUCAAGCAGGGGCUCUCCCUGCUCAGAUCAAGCUGCCGUGAUGACGGAGCUCAUUUUGAGGUAUGUCAAGCCACGGUGUUGACCGCCGACCCCAGGCGCAUCUUUGUCAGACUGCAUUCCAAGUCCCUCGCCAUACUAGUGGUUUCCCUGCAUGGACCACACCGUGCCUUUGAAUCCGGCACUAUCAGACAGUGGUGGGAGGAGACCUCCAAGCUCCUCAAACAAUACUGCAGGGCAGACUACCUUGUGAUAGGAGGCGACUUCAAUGCCGCUGUAGGCUCCGAGGCCUCGGAAGCGAUCGGGUCACACGCGGCCGAGCUCGAGGACGAGGCAGGAAGCCAGGUCCGACUGCUCACGGCCCUUUUUGGGCUUUGGGCCCCCGCUACUUUCGAUGGGCAUCACCACGGGCCGACGCACACAUACCACCAGAAGAAGAGUGGUCGCCUUUGUCGCCCGGACCUGAUUCUGGUCCCUACUGCAUGGGCCAAGGGCUGUGUCAGCUCCCGUACCAGCCCAGACAUCCACGCUGCGCACGUCUGUCAGGAUCAUGUUGCUGCGGUGGUGGACCUUCGCCUUGCUUUGACGGCCAACAGCCAGGUCCGCCGCACACGCCGCAUUAAAGCUCGUGAUGUUGUCGACGAGGCCAACCGAGGUAAGGAAGGCCUUAGCCAGCUCACCGCGGACCAGCCGCGGCGCCCCCGGCACCCAUACCUCACUGAAGGGACCUGGUAUUGCUCUGAUACAUUUGAGACUCUCUACAUGUCCAACGCCUGGGUUUGGCAAAUGGAGAUUGUGUCUGCAAUCCAGGUAGCCCAGCUACGUACCCUGGGCCUUGCGUUGCGGGCGGGCUGUAAGAGAGAUCGCGACGCCUACGUGGAGCAACUGGCACUGCAGUUCUCUGAAGGCCCCAGCCAGCAGGUAUACCAAAACUACCAUAAGCUGCUGGUGCACAAGCGCAGGAAGCCCUUUCAAUUGGAGCCAUUGCCGAUGCUCAACAAGGCGGACGGGACGCAGUGCCUGAGCGCAGCCGAAACGAACCAGCGUUGGCGUGAGCAUUUCGGGUCCCUUGAAGGAGGCCAAGAUAUUAGUUACCAGGCUCUCGCUGCAGCGGCAAAUGAGGCGGCAGUUCCCCUCGAGGAACAAAGGCUCCGGGGCUGGAUUCCAUACCGGCCGAACUUUGCAGGCACUUCGCCGUUGAUCUGGUGUGUGACGGCCGUUGCUAUGCACAAAGGGGCAACGAGCUUUGUCCUGUUUGCAGACAUUGCCUCCGCUUUCUACUGCACGGUCACGCAAUUAGUGGCCAACAAGGGUGGAGCUAUAGAUGAGGACUUGCUUCAGCGCAUCACGGAUCAACUCCACAUCGCGCAGGAAGACGUGGCAUCGCUCAGACAGCACCUCGCACAGCCAUCGGCGAUGUCAGCGGCGCGUGCUGAGCCGUGGCUCGAGGCCAUAACGGACUGCCUUUCCACGGGCAAUUGGUUCGUGCUACGGGGAGAUUCAACCCCCAUUGCUACAGCGCGAGGCUCCCGCCCGGGGUCAUCCUUUGCGGACAUCGUGUUUGCUCUCCUUUUGCCUAAGGUACUGCAGGCACGCGAUGCGUUGCGAGCUACUUCCCAGCCGGCUGCAGUAGCUCCCCACAUGCCAUGGGAUGGCAACCGGUCGCUUGGGCCUUGUGCCCCAGAGGCUCCGGACAUUACGAUAGAUGAAAUCAUGUGGGCCGAUGACAUUGCUAUCCCGAGAUGGUGCAUGCGCAACCACGCCACACGUACCGCCAUCGCGGUCGAGGCCGGUGCGUUGGCGGAUGCUUGUGCCGAACAUGGUCUGCGCUUGUCCUACGGAGCAACUAAGACUGCGGCGCUAGCUUCAGUCUGUGGUCAAGGUUCACGCGCCAUCCGCAAGGCGCUCUACGGGAGUGCAGGUUUCAAGGGCACGCUCGAGGUGGUGCGCGAGCAUGCCGCGCCAGUCACCUUGCCUCUCGUAGGACACUAUAAGCACCUAGGAGCAGUGCAGGCCCCCGGUGGUGCCAUUAGGUCUGAGCUGCGCCACCGAAUCGCCUCAGCCAAGACAGCGUACCACGAGGCACGGCGUAAAAUCUUUAAGAAUCGUGGGAUCAAGAUCCACCGUAAAGCAAUGGUGCUCGAGGCUACGGUACUAAGUCGCCUCACACAGGGCGCCGGCUCCUGGCCCAGCCUAUGCAAAGCUGAUCAAGCAGCCUUUGACGCCACCAUCUGGCACUUCUAUAGAGGGAUCCUUUGCAUUCCCAGGGCAGGUCCGCAAGAUAUUCCUGCGCUAACCUGCUGUGCCUUGGUGCGCCUGCCCCCACCCGACGUUAUACUACGACGGGCACGGCUGCAGUAUCUUAGGCAACUAGUCGCGGCUGGGCCCCCCCAGCUCUGGGCGUGUGUUAAGGACGAUAGGCCGUACUGCGACCUGCUCGCCAAUGACCUGAGGUGGGUGUACGGAUGGACUCACCUGAUGCCGGCCGUGGAGGAUCCGGACUCCUCCUGGGAAAGCUGGCGCACCCUUAUGUCCCAACGCCCAGGCGUCUACAAGAAUAUCGUCCGAACUGCUUGUAAGCUCGAGGGCGCGCGAAUCGCGAUUGUUGCCGCCUUGGACGGGUUGCAUAGGGGCCUCCACGGCCUAGCGCCCUCGCCUGCCCACAUCCCUGCCCCAUCCCAGCAAGGCUAUACCGAGCUCUGCGUGCCCU